GCCCCUUAAAGAAAGAUGGCACAUUAUUUACAUAUUCAUCCGGUUUGACCAAUAAGCGCUCGCCGUUUUGGGUGUGCCGGCUGUCGGGAAAGUCACCUGAUUCGUCUUUCAAGAUGGCCGUGGCACUAGGCUGCUCAGCUUGGGGAAUGCAAUCAGUGCGGACCGUCCCAUAAGCCUCGAGUGUGCAGGGGGAGCCGGACCGAUCUACCAUCGCUGGGGCUUCCCUAAGAGGUGCACUGAGGGAAGAUUUGCUGUGACUUACCUCUGGAUGUUCUCCCCUCCCCACCCCCUUGUCUCCAGGAGUCCAGUCACAGUGGGAUGAUGCAUCCAUUUGGUAAUGAGGAAGCAGCCUCUCUGGAACAUCUCUUCUGUUUUUUUUGUGACUGUGUGCAGCGGGGAGACUGGGAGCUAGCACAGGCCUGUAUUCCUCAGUUACAUCAGUGGCAGGGGGAUGGCUCUGAGAAAGUUGCAGCUAUCCUGCAGGCUCUAAUAGCUUGUCCGUCUCAGUUAAGGUGUGGACAGAAUUGCAGCCCUCAGAGACUUGCUUGGCUUUGGCUCCUUGUGCUCAAGAAAUGGCUGGUAUGGGAUCAGAAAAUAAUUCCAGCUGUUCUCCAAAGAGAAACUGAAUUCUUACUCCUCUUAGAAGAACUGCAAAAGGAUGUCUCUGAUGAAGUCCUAAAGGAGCUGUUUGAAGCAUUUGAAUGUGUCCAGAGGAAGCAUGAAUCGGAUAGGAAGAAAAGAGAUUGCCGCACGUACAGAUUCAGUGUGGAAGCAACCUCGGCUCUUCGGAAGCUUUUGUUGAGGGCUCCCCGGCGGGCACAAGCCUUGCUGGAGUUCCUGCAGGGAGAACAUGGCACACCCUGCUCUGCACUCCAGCACAGUUGCUCUGUGCAAAACAUCUACGUUGACUUUCUCCAUGACUCCUUAAAGUCUCUGCAGAGGCUUCAGCGGUAUCCCAAAUCCUCAGGAGAAUUGGAUCAGAGUGAGACAGUAGAUGCUAUUUACAGUGUCCUCAGCGUGUUGCAUUUUGAAGUGGAGCAUCAGACUGGCGAGCUCCGACUCUUGUGCAGGGAGCUUUUGGAUGCUUGCUGGGCUGAAGGAAGCCCACUGAGGGAAGAGAGGUUACUGGGCUGCAUACUGAGGAAGCAGAGCCAUGCCUUGCUCAGUCUGUACAGCAACGUCUUCACAGAGAGGACAAGAGAGAAACUGUUGGGGCCAAAGUUGCCAGGAAAAGGUUCAUCUGAGCAGUUGGACACAGAGCGGGUAAUGCUGGCUUUGUUCGCAGAGCCUGAAGAGUUUUAUUCUUGGAAAACUGCCUAUUUCUACUGCCUGAGCAGCAGCAAGCACUUUCUGGAGCAGAUUCUGGUGACUGCAUUAACACUAUUAAAAAGGGAAGACUUCUCAGGCUUGAGCAGCUUACUGAGUCGAGAAUUCAACCCCCUCAGCCGUCUUCUAGUAUUGCUAGGGUGGACUCACUGUCACAGCUUAGAAUCAGCAAAAAACUUGUUAUAUGCUCUUCACAAAACUCAGGGUCUGUGCAAUGAUUCAGUAUUAAAAGAGUUCUGUGAUGGGCUGUGGGCUCAAGUGGAGGUUCUUGAAUGGUGCAUACAGCAAAACAGUAUUACUAUCCCAAAGAAGAUUCUUUUGCAACACUUGUACAGUCUGGAUUGCCACUCUGCACUCUACUCUCUUCAUCACCUCACCAACCUUCUGGCCCUGAAUGAAGAGGAUGUCAUUGAGCUUCUUCAGAAGGUUCCAGCCAGAGACCAGCAGACUCAGGCGGUGCCGGUUCCCAGCUUCCUGAGUCAGCAACGCAACCUGGUGCUCUUCCGGGCAUUUUGUGCCAUGAAAUACGCAAUCUAUGCACUGUGUGUGAAUUCACACCGUCAUUCGAAGUGCAAGGACUGCAUGCACACCCUUCUCAGUGACCUCCCUGAGGACUCGACCCCUCUUAAAGAACCGCCAGGAGAUCGGCCUCCUUGCCUAGAUUGUCCAGCUAUUUUUCCUCAGUAUCUUGCCAAGUGCCAGCAGUUCUUACGGAGUGUCCCUGCUCCUUUGCAUCUGGAGCUUCUGGAGAACAUCUUCUCCCUGCUUUUUGUCUCCUACAGUGACCUCUACACAGAGACUUCCCUGCCCGAGGACUAUGCAGAAGAGGACUAUAUUGUGAAAAAUUGCUGUGGUGCUGGGAACUUGGAUGGUGGUGCCAGCCGAGAGUCUUCCACCUCAGAAAGUCCACAGCACCCAGCAGAGCCUGAAAGGAAGGCAGAGAGACGUCCUCAGGCUCCCAGGACAGUCUACCAUGGUACCCAAACUCUGCUUGGCUCAGAAUUAAGUGGGGAGACCUGUGAAUCCUCCAGGCUGAGCUGUCUAGAUCUGAAACAUUUUGCCAGUGGUGUCAAUGGAUUUUUAGUGGAUGAUCUGGCAGUGGAUGCCAUCCUCAAGAUGCUCCUCAACCACCUGGAAGAAAUUAAGAAUUCUCUCCCAUGGGAUUCGAGUAACGUGCCCCAUGAGGAGCUGGAGUUGGUGGAGUGCUUGAAUUUCUCUGUGAAUAGAGAUGUCUUUGGGAGCAGAGUGCUGCAGUUCUCCAAAUACCUCUCUGAAGCUCAGUGGAGAUACAAAGUAGUGAUGAGUAACAGAAAUACAGAACAUCAGCUUGCAGCCUCCAAGAGACACUUCUCCUUAACCAGAUGCUCCAGCUUGAGGAAGCGCCGUCAAACUCAAAGAUGGAGGAUGGAUUGUAAAGAGGGAACUUCAAGUCAAUCACUGGAGAGUACAAGCAGUGAAUUGAGCACUAGCACAUCAGAGGGAAGUACCAGUACUGUGUCUGGCUGGAGUGACCUGGAAUGUAGGCUGAAGCCUCAGCAGCAGAACCUCCUCAUCCCCAUGAUGCUCUCCCCACCUGAGUCGCUCCUAGUCUCUUGUAUCCUGAGGGGGAACUUUAUAGAAGCCCAUCAGGUGGCUUUGAUGUUUAAUCUGGAGUCUUCGGGUUGCUAUGGUGAGCUGGUUUUCAUGGAACGCUAUCAAGAGGUGGUGCGGGAGCUCGCAAAAGUGGAGCACAAAAUUGCAUAUCAGUCAGCUGAUGGUAUUGGAGGCAUCAGGAGAUCUGGCAGUGGCCGCUCAACGCUUCAGGCUAUUGGGAGUGCAGCAGCGGCAGGUAUGGUAUUUUAUUCUAUCUCGGAUGUUACUGAUAAGUUGCUUGCCACCUCUGGAAGCCUUGUCCCUACUCUCCAAGAAAACUUUUGGACUAGCAGCAUCCAGCUGGAGCAUACAGAUCCUAUGAGUGAAGUUGUGGCAGACCUCAGCCCUUCAGCAAUGGCAGCAUUUGACUUAGCUUGUACUCAGUGCCACCUGUGGAAAACCUGCAAACAGCUGUUGGAAACAGCAGAGAGACGAUUACAUAAUAGCCUUGAAACAAGGGGCCGCAGACUCGACUUCAUUCUACUGCACUCUGAUGGCAUAAGGGGUUUCCCAGCAGUUCUUCAACAAAUAAAUAAAAUUCUUAACUACCCUUGCAUGUCACAAGGACAAUCCAAGUCAGAGGUCUCAGAUGAAAAAAUAAGUAGUCAGUUUCGAUGCAAUAUUGUGGACCUUCUGCAGAUGUGCUACUCAACUCUGACUGAGGAGUGUAUUGCUAAUCAGAUUGUUUUAUCGCAGAACCUAGAUCAAGUCCUGCAAACACUGACAAAUGUUGAAGAUUCUCCAGACUCCAAAGGGAGCCUGAUCACCAACUUGGUAGAACAGGCAUCUCUGAAGCCUACAGAGUUGGAGGCACAUCCAGUUCGUAAUCAAAUCCAACUUCUGUUGAAAACCCUGGACCAACACCUUCAGACCAUGCCAGUGAGCAGCGUGAGGCCGGACUGUGUGAAGAGCUUCUUCGAUUAUAUUAACACGCUGGCUGCUAUUGUGCUAUGGAGCCUGAAUACAGAGCUAGAUCAAACUGCAGAGGUGAAGGUGGGGAACCCUUUCAUACUGCUACAACAGAGCCCAUCUCACUUGCUCUCUCUGCUCUUGUUUGAGAGACAAGUUCCUCCUGACAGGCUCUCUUCACUGUUGGCAAAAGAAGAGUUGAACUUAAAUGUGCAGCAAGUUAUCAUUAACUGUUGUUGUGAGCCACUGUCCUUGUGCAGUGCCAGGCAAAGCAGCCAGACCAGGUCUCUUUUGACUAACAUCAGCAGCCUAGCACAUCUUCAUGCCUACCAUUGUUUGCCGGAUGUUGAGAUACCUAUCCACAAUCCAGCUAUGGACUCUGAGGAGGAUUCUACUCAGCCCUCUUCUUCCCUGACUGACUUGAACCAGCACACGCUCACUGCCUCUUCCCUGGCCUUCCUGAAGUGUCAGUCGAAGCUAAUGGCCACUGUGGCAUGUCUCUGUGCAUCCAAGGUACAGAAGGUCCCCAAACCAAGUCUGUCAUGGAUGGAAUUUCGGGGCAAGAGAGAGGUCCCCUUGGGCCUGGAGCAGAUUUCCAAAGAGUGUGAGACAUUACUGAAGGAGUUCUUGAUGCUGGAGAGUUUUCUUCUCACCAUGUCUGAGCCACUUCAGGAUCCCCAGGAGGAAGGUAGUGGUUUGGUUAGUGGUCUCUGUGGCAAGCCGUACAUGUCACUUGUCCUUUUGGGCUUGCAUUCUACCAUGGCUGUUGAGGUAUUAAUGGAAGUCUUUGAGCAAGCGCUCGCUGCAAAGGACUGGCCCAGAGCCCUGAAGGUCUUGGACCUGUACAGUCAGGAUAUGGAGGAGCUGACCAGCGUGAGGGAUGCUGUGCUGAGCUGUGCGACUGCUGACGAUAAAGAUGGUUGGCAGUAUCUGUUCCCAGUGAAGGAUGCAAUGUUGAGAAGUAGAUUGGCCCUGCGCUGCCUGGACAGGUGGCCCCUUGAGGCUUGUCUGGAAAUCCUAGCAUACUGCAUCUGUGAUCCUGGCAUAACCGAAGAACUGAAGUCUGAUCUGCAGAGUAAAACAGGAGAACUGCAGGUUUAUCGAAAGAUUUUGAAUUUGCAAGAUGUCCCAACAUGGAAUGACUGGCAAGAUCUGAAAGAAGCCUGCAUUGAUGAUCCCCAGGCUAUCAUGAGUGUUAUUCUGGAGGCAAAGGAUUAUGAGUUGUGUGAAGAAUGGGGUCACUUAUACCCUGUCCCAAGAGAACACUUGAUCAGCCUUCACCAGGAGCACCUCCUGUACUUGCUGGAAAUGGGAGACACUGAAAAGGCUUUGCAGCUCUUAGAAAGAAUAGAAGACUCUGAUACGCGCCUUGUGAUAAGCGAACAGUCUCUUGACAAGCAUCCCAGCUUGGCAGCCUCUCACUUCCUAGCGAAUUAUCUCACUACCCACUUCUACAAGUACCUGACAGCUACACGCCAUAACGAAAUCCAGGCUCUCUACAUGGGAUCAAAGGUGUUGCUGACUCUUCCUGAGGCCUACCGUGCUAGCUACUCCCAUCUGUCCUCCAGGCCACUGCUCAUGCUGGAGCAGCUGCUCAUGAACAUGAAGGUGGAUUGGGCAGCUGUGGCCGUACAGACACUGCACCAGCUCUUGAUUGGGCAGGAGAUCGGCUUCACUGUGGACGACAUGGAUGCUUUGCUCUCCAAGUAUUCAGAGAAAGCCCUCGACUUCCCCUACUCAUUAAAAGAGAAGAGAUCAGAUUCUGUGAUUCGCACCCAAGAGAGUCUCAAUCAGGUAUCAGAGUCUGACACCUUGUCUAAAUCAGGAUCAGCAGAACUGUCUCCUGCCAGUUUUCCUGGUAUCAUCCAAUCUUCAAGUCCAAGAGAGAGAAGCCUGCCUCGGAAUCUGUUUCCUCAAGAGUUUGUGCCACCUGAGGUGCCACCACCAAAGCAGCAAUGGAUCCCCGAUGAAACUGAAAUUACAUGCAUGGUCUGCAAAACAGAACGUUUUACUAUGUUUAAUAGGCGCCAUCACUGCAGACGUUGUGGGAGGUUGGUGUGCAGUUCUUGCUCUACCAAGAAAAUGGUGGUGGAAGCUUGUAGAGAAAAUCCGGCUCGUGUAUGUGACCAGUGCUACAGCUACUACAACAAGCAUUGUCCACCUGGCUUAGUCCAAGACACAAGCAUCACAAAAGAGGAAGAUCAAGACUUGAGGGAAGCAGUACAGACCUGUGGUAAUGGAAGUUUGGAUUACUCUGUAGUGAUGCGAGUACCCAAGGCAACUGAACUUGAGUGGCUUCUUUCUUUGAGUGAAGAUGAAAAUGAAAUUGUGCGUAAUGAAUUUUAUUAUGAACAGGCCCCUAGUUCUUCCUUGUGUAUUUCCAUCCUCAGUCUGCACUCAGAUAGCACAGCAUGUGGCCACCAGAUGAUACAGCACUGCUGCAAAUUGUCCCAAGGUCUGAUUAACCCUGAAGUGGAUGCUGGGCUUCUCAUGGACAUCAUGAAACAGCUGCUUUUCAGUGCCAAGAUGAUGUUUGUAAAAGCUGGAAGGAGCCAGGAUCUAGCUUUGUGUGACAGUUACAUCAGCAAGGUGGAUGUGCUGAAUAUUUUAGUUGCUGCUGCCUAUCGCCAUGUACCAUCUCUGGAUCAGAUUCUGCAGCCUGCAGCAGUAACGAGGCUAAGGAAUCGGCUUUUGGAAGCAGAAUACUAUCAGUUAGCUGUUGAGGUUUCUACAAAGACUGGGCUGGAUCCAGGUGGAGCAUGGCAUGCCUGGGGCAUGGCUUGCCUUAAAGCUGGGAACUUAAGUUCAGCAAGAGAGAAAUUGAGCCGAUGCUUAAAGCCACCCUUUGAUCUGAACCAGUUGAAUCAUGGCUCAAGGCUGGUCCAAGAUGUGAUACAAUAUCUGGAGUCCACCGUGAAACCCGUAGUCCUGGUGCAGGACGAUGACUACUUUGCCACAUUGAGAGACCUGGAAGCAACCCUGAGAACACGAAGCCUGUCUCUGGAGAUGAUGUCCGAAGGGAAGAUCCAACACAACAGCUACUAUCAGGAGUGCUUGUUCUAUUUACACACGUAUGGCACUAACCUAGCAAUCAUUAGCUUCUACAUGAGACAUGACUGCAUGCGAGAAGCACUUCUGCAUUUGUUAAAUAAGGAGAGCCCACCAGAAGUGUUCAUUGAAGGGAUCUUUGUCCCAAGUUAUAAAAGUGGAAAACUGCACAUGUUGGAGAACUUGCUGGAAACCAUUGAUCCAAGUCUGGAGAGCUGGGGUAUCUACCUGAUUGCAGCCUGCAAACACUUGCAGAAAAAGAACUACUACCACAUUCUGUAUGAACUGCAGCAGUUUAUGAAGGAUCAUGUCCGUGCUGCCAUGACCUGCAUUAGAUUCUUCACUCACAAGGCAAAGUCUUACACAGAGCUGGGAGAUAAACAGAAAUGGCUCCUGAAGGUCAAGGACCACCUCAAAGUCUACCUGCAGGAGGUUUCAAGGAGUUCCGGAAGGAAAAAAGCUGCUUGCACUUUUCGGAAGAAAAUGACAGCCACUGAUGUGUCAAGGCACAUCAAUACAGUUGAGCUACAGAUGGAAGUCACCAAGUUCCUGCAUCGGUGUGAGAGUUCAGGGACCUCUCAGAUAACUGGCUCAACCUUGCCCACACUCUUUGGAAACAAUCACAUGAAGAUGGAUGUAGCUGGCAAGGUCAUGCUGGAAGGGAAGAACAUUGAAGAAGGUUUUGGAAUUGCAUUCAGAGUCCUCCAGGACUUCCAGCUGGAGGCUGCAGCUGUGUACAGUAAAGUGGCCAAGGCGCUGGUGAAGCAGCAGAACUACAGUGAGAUCCGGCAGCUCCUUAAAUGCGUCAAUGAGUCUGGAGUUGCAGCCAAAAAUGACGGGGAUAUCAUCAUCCUAAACUGCCUGGAUGAGUUUAAGGAUAUCCCCUCUGAGGAUCUGGACAAUCUGAUCCAGGAUAUGGACAGCGAUGAAAACAAGAUCCAAGCCUACCUGAAGUGCAACAAGCUGCGUUCUGCCUACCUGGUCUCAGUGAGACAAGAGAAUACCAGAGCUGUGGAGCUGGUGCAGCAUGUGCGGCAGUUGGCCGAGAACAGCGGGGAAGACGUUGUGCAGGCCAUCUGUGCCCAGUGGCUUUCAGUGCACCAGCCCAAACAAAAAAGCUGGUUCACCCAGACCACUAGGAAAUAACUUCCAGGCACCAACAUCCAAAAAGGGAAGACUUCAUAUGGCACAGAGAAGAGGAGCUCAGCGAUCUCUCAGUGACAAGCAGGAGCUGCUAGAGUGCCUGUAGCUAAAGGGAAGGAAUUUACUUCAUACAAGUGCCAAUCCUGUGUUCUAAUGACCAACAAUCUCUACCUCAGGGUGUUUUCUGUGUGUUUUAAACCUGACCAAGCAAGACUAAGGAUUAUGGAGAACGCACUUUUCUGCUCUUUCAUAGAGGCGUUGAUUUCUUUUGCAAUGGGUUUGUUUUAACCCAGUAAACCUGUGUAUAGUUGAUGACCAAAUCCCAUCCCAUCUCAGCUCAGUGUAGGUUGAAACCUAAAUCGCUGAUUUCUAUUAGCCAGAGCCAUUAUAUAAUGAAUCUAUCAUUGCAAAGGUUGAAGAGAGGUUUUAUUUCCAUUUACAUAGACUUGGGACUGAACUUUUGAGGUGACUUUUUAAAGAUCUAUACUAAUUAUCACCAUGUUUUUUACACUAGCACAGUAUGUGCAAAUCCUUUAGUUGGUUUGAAAGGUAAUGGCUAGUUGUAUAUGGCAGGUGUCUCUAUGCUGAAAUCACUGGCAAGUGUUUGCCUGCUGCUUGGGCCCUUGGAUGGAUGGAUGUAAUUGGAACGGGAUGCACUACAAAGGGGAGACAAAGGGAAACCUUAAAAUAGGAUGAGAAUGUCUGUGAGAAUUGUCUUGCUUCCCUAGUUUAAUCCACUAAGUGAUACAACUGUCAUUGGAUAGUCACAAGGACUCUUAUGUCCUUCUCCGUAGUGUAAGCAAGCUGAGCAAUACACCCCUUGCACUGUAGGGAAAGCACCUUCCUUUUAUAAAAGGGUUUAUAUGGUGAAAUUUAAUCACCCAGCAAAGUAAUAGACUGCUGAGCCACGCAACGAGUGUCCUUCCCAACGCAACCUUUCCCCUUCCGACAAAGUGAAACAUUUUGGACUGAAUUGUUAUAUACUUUAAAAAAAACCAACA
Molecule: messenger RNA, 9059 nt
Organism: Trachemys scripta elegans
Lineage: Eukaryota; Metazoa; Chordata; Testudines; Emydidae
Gene: ZFYVE26
Product: zinc finger FYVE-type containing 26
Exons: 42
Coding region: 319-8061 (2580 amino acids)
Biological process (GO): regulation of cytokinesis; mitotic cytokinesis; double-strand break repair via homologous recombination
Cellular component (GO): lysosomal membrane; midbody; centrosome
Molecular function (GO): phosphatidylinositol-3-phosphate binding; metal ion binding
Source: RefSeq, a predicted model, not a curated record